This is a messenger RNA of Harpegnathos saltator (Jerdon's jumping ant), 2092 nucleotides long. RefSeq names its product anaphase-promoting complex subunit 7 (gene APC7). Gene Ontology annotation, cellular component: anaphase-promoting complex. The transcript has 5 exons. Gene Ontology annotation, molecular function: protein binding. The record is from RefSeq and is a predicted model, not a curated record. The coding region runs from base 108 to 1817 and encodes 569 amino acids. NCBI's taxonomy places the organism in Eukaryota, Metazoa, Arthropoda, Insecta, Hymenoptera, Formicidae. Gene Ontology annotation, biological process: cell division; positive regulation of mitotic metaphase/anaphase transition; protein ubiquitination.
AAUAACUUCAAGCAGCAUAAUAAUCUUUUAGGUUAUAUCAGCUGGUGUUUUAUUAAAACCGAGUUCAUUAGCGACUCUCAGUAAAAUCUAUCAAAGGAAGACCAACCAUGUCAGGGUUAUUUGAACAGAUCAAAUUGCUGUACGAUCAAUCAUUGUACUCCAAUGUGAUCUCCCUAACAAACCUAGUGCUUUCCCUUAGCGAGCACAAUGCCGAGCUAUUUCCCGGCUACAACAAGUUCCAUGUGUAUGUCUAUUAUGCAGAUGCUCAUUUUCACUUGGGCAAAUAUCGCAGGGCAGAGACCCUUUAUAAGAAAGCUCUACAGUUCCGUAAAUGUUUACUCAAGUCAAAGGGCACAGGAAAGCCCCUGUUGGAUAGACAGAAAGAUCUGCCAUCAGAUGUCAAUGUCAAAUAUCAGAUUCAUUUGUGCUUAGUGAAGUCUAAGAACCCACAGGAAGCACUACAAGUGUUACAAAGUAUACCUGGCAAACAACGUACUGCCAAGGUAAACAUGGCUUUGGCCAAAAUGUUCCACGAGCAAGGAAUGGAACGGUCUGCUAUCACUACGUAUAAAGAAGUUCUAAAGGAGUGUCCAUUGGCUUUGGAGGCAGCUGAAGGACUUCUCUCCUUAGGUGUAAAGGGUACAGAAGUUAACUCUCUGAUUGUCAGCUCUGGUUCAAUGAACUUGGAAUGGUUAAACUCAUGGAUUAAGGCACAUGCUCAUAUUCAUAAUAGAGAAUAUGCACAUGCUGUAUCAACGUUGAGAUCAUUGGACAAUGUUUUACUCAGAGAUAAUUUCAACCUAUUGACAAUCAUGGGAGAAUGUUAUUAUUAUGCUGGCGAUGAUAAAAAUGCUCUAUUAUGCUUGAGACGCGCCCGGGGUUUUGAGCCAGAUAUAACAAAAGGGGUGGAUGUAUAUGCUGCUGUGCUAUACAAUAUGCAGCAUUACAAGGAUUUAGAACGGUUAAUACCACAAAUUACUGCCAACAACGAAUGCACCAGUGAGAUUUAUGUGGCUAUGGCGUACUCUCUGUAUGCAGCAAGGAAAUUCAGUAGAGCUCAUACUCUCACCGCUCAGGCAUUCAAUCUGAAUUCCAACGACAUAGAAGCCACCAUAUUACGUGGCAACAUCCUCAUCGAGCAGAAAAAGUACCAGGACGCGUUGUUCUUCUUCAGGCACGCGGUGCAGCUGAAACCUUACAGAUUCGAGCCACAUAAGGGCCUGGUGGACUGUCUAGUUGGGAUGCAUCGGUUGAGGGAAGCAUUGAAUAUCGCCAGCAGCUCUUGCAAACAGCUAGGACAUACUGCCAGAGUCCUGACAUUGUACGCGUCCGUGCUAAUGAAGGACCCUGUGUCUGUGGGUAAGGCCAAGAAUCUUCUUCAGAAGGCGUUAACUCAAGAUGAAGUUUACCUAACCGCGGUGUUUUAUCUCGCGGAGAUAUACGAGCAAGAGAUGAAUUUCGAAGCAGCCAUCAAAUUACUCGAGAGACAAGUGGAGAUCCAGUCCACCUGUAGGCUUCAUCAAACCUUGGGAGACUUGUGGGCCAGAGUGCACAAUGAGGAGAAAGCUUUGGAUCAUUAUGCCAUAGCUUUGAACUUAGAUCCGAGCAACAGAAAAGCUUUGGAAGGAAUGCAUAGACUUGACAAUUCCUCCAGUAAACUCGACUCUGCUUACUAUAUGUCUGUCGGUGAAGAGCAAGCUGAUACGAGUUACGACGUCGGCGACGGUUUGCCGGACACGGACAACGACGAGGCGCCCGAAGAAAGCGAGACUGAAGCCAUUUGGUCGGAUAUGGACUUGGAAGCAAACAGCCAGUAGUUAUCCCUAUCCUUGUUCAUAUACAGGGUGUCUCAGAACUUUGGCACACGGGCUUCGUAAGGACAUAGAGCUAAGUGAGAGGAACAAAAGAGUCCUCCAGACCAAAAGAGAACCAAAAGAGGCCAUAAUGUGAAAAUCGUAAUAGUUUUUUUAAUUAUAACAGCGCAAAGUUAGGUGUUUUCCACGCCCAGCGCGGCCUAUAGCCGCUUCGCUGCAAGUUGUGUGCGUAGGGGCUGAGCGAUAACGCGGCUCGCGCUGACCAUCGCGCGGCGUCA